Erinaceus europaeus (western European hedgehog) is the source of this 3091-nucleotide messenger RNA. It is a transcript of the gene ARHGAP25, whose product is annotated as Rho GTPase activating protein 25. The coding region runs from base 585 to 2447 and encodes 620 amino acids. NCBI's taxonomy places the organism in Eukaryota, Metazoa, Chordata, Mammalia, Eulipotyphla, Erinaceidae. Gene Ontology annotation, molecular function: GTPase activator activity. The record is from RefSeq and is a predicted model, not a curated record. Gene Ontology annotation, cellular component: phagocytic cup. The transcript has 12 exons. Gene Ontology annotation, biological process: signal transduction; activation of GTPase activity; phagocytosis, engulfment.
CUUCCCAUGAUGCACAGCGAAAUGUCAGCUGGGAUAUUUCUGGUAAAACUGAAAGCAAGAAAAGCAGGGUGCACACUUCAAGAGGACUGAGGGAAGGGUUGGGUGCCAUCCCCAACUAACAAAUGGAUGGAACUUUCGUGUAAGAGACAGGAGGAGGCACACUGCGUCAGAUCAACCUCAAGCCCACAAUUACUGGUGAGGCAAUCAAAAAGGAAGAAACACACACACACAAGCUAGACGGAAAGCACGAAAAGGCAAGAAAGGCACUGAUAGUGACAGACUCACUGCUUCAACAGCUACUCACCCGAACCGGAAGCAAGAUGUCCAUGAAGCUGCGAAGAAACUGGGAUUUCAACCUGAAAACGGAUGCUGGGAAAAUAGGAAAUGGAGAUCACAUGAUGGCAACUGCCACAAAGAGCUGCAGAUGAGACUAGACUUACAGUCUUCCUACUGGAACUGGUGCAUGGCAAGCACUCAGUAAAAAAUAACCUUUUCUGUGCAGAUCUGGGCCAUAUCUUCUGCUUGAGUGGGCACAAGUGAACAAAUGUCCCCAAAUCUCACAGACAACUCGGUCAAGGAGCGUGAUGACCGGCGAGCAGAUGGCAGCCUUUCACCCAGUGUCCACUCCCAAUCCGCUGGAAAGGCCUAUCAAAAUGGGCUGGCUGAAGAAGCAGCGGUCCAUCGUGAAGAACUGGCAGCAGAGGUACUUUGUGCUGAGGGCACAGCAGCUCUACUACUACAAGGAUGAAGAGGACAUAAAGCCACAGGGAUGCAUAUAUCUACCAGGAAGUACGAUCAAGGAGAUUGCCACAAAUCCUGAUGAAGCCGGGAAAUUUAUCUUUGAAGUUAUUCCAGCCUCAUGGGACCAGAGUCGAAUGGGACAAGAUUCCUAUGUCCUCAUGGCCUGCUCUCAAGCAGAGAUGGAGGAAUGGGUUAAAUUCCUUAGGAGAGUUGCUGGCACACCAUCUGGAGCGGUGUUUGGCCAGCGCUUGGAUGAGACUGUGGCUUAUGAGCAGAAAUUCGGUCCCCACCUGGUGCCUAUCCUGGUGGAGAAGUGUGCCGAGUUCAUUCUUGAACAUGGCCUGAAUGAAGAGGGCAUCUUCCGACUGCCUGGGCAGGACAACCUGGUGAAGCAGCUGAGAGAUGCUUUUGAUGCUGGGGAGCGACCCUCCUUUGACAGAGAUACAGAUGUGCACACCGUGGCCUCCCUGUUCAAGCUCUACCUCCGAGACCUGCCUGAACCAGUGGUACCCUGGGGCCAGUACGAGGGUUUCUUGCUUUGUGGUCAGCUCAUGAAUGCUGAUGAAGCAAAGGCUCAGCAGGAGUUGAUGAAACAGCUCUCCAGCCUUCCUAGAGACAACUAUAACCUCCUGAGCUACAUCUGCAGGUUCCUACAUGAAAUCCAGCUGAAUUGUGGUGUGAACAAGAUGAGCGUGGACAACCUAGCUACUGUGAUUGGUGUGAAUCUCAUCAGGUCAAAGGUGGAGGACCCUGCUGUGAUCAUGAGAGGGACUCCUCAAAUCCAAAGAGUGAUGACGAUGAUGAUCAGAGACCAUGACAUUCUCUUCCCCAAAUCUAAGGAUGCACCCCUCUCACCCCCUGCUCAGAAAAAUGACCUCAAGAAAGCUCCGGUGGCUCGAAGCUCUGUGGGCUGGGAUGCCAGUGAAGAUCCCCCAAUUUCAAGAACAGACAGUUUCAGUAACACGACCAGUGACUCUGACACAACUAGCCCCACUGGACAACGGCCAAGUGGUGAUUGUCUAGAAGACACAAGCACAGUCCCCAGGGAGAAGCUAGGAGAUUGGAAGCUGCAGUCACGAAAAAGGACUCAGACGCUCCCUAACCGGAAAUGUUUCUUGACAUCAGCUUUGCAAGGUGCCAAUAGCAGCAAAGCAGAAAUCUUUAAAAGUGAGUUCUGGUCAUCUUCUUCAGAGAUGAAGAUUGGGGAAGGGCACAGGAGAACAAUGUCUCAAGAUGUGCCCAACUUCUCUGACUCCCAGCGGACUUCCACCUAUGAUAAUGUCCCUACCCAGCCAGGGCCCCCUAGGGAUGAAGCAGGUGUAUCCCCUUCCCCUGCCUGUGACUCCAAAAGAGAUACUCCUGCCAGUCCACUCUCUGAAACUGGGCCUGGGAAAAAGGACUCUGGAGAAAAGGACCUUGAAUCUUUGCAGAGGGUGGUCCAGGAACUACAAAAGGAAAUAGAAACACAGAAGCAAAUGUAUGAGGAACAGAUUAAAAACCUUGAGAAGGAAAACUAUGAGGUCUGGGCUAAAGUGGUACGGCUCAAUGAUGAACUGGAGAAGGAGAAGAAGAAAUUUGCUGCCUUGGAAAUCAGCCUCCGAAAUGUAGAGCGCUCCCGGGAGGAUGUUGAGAGGAGGAACAAAGCCUUAGAAGAAGAAGUCAAGGAGUUUGUCAAAUCGAUGAAGGACACUAAGACAGAUGCAUGAGGGUCCCCCCAAAAACUGCAGGGACAACCCACAGAGACUCCGUUCUGCUCUCUUACUCCUUUGCUCUAUGCUACCCAAUGAUGGGGGAGCAGAAUUGCUCCCCAAGAAAGAGAAAAAAAUUGGGAGUAAAGCAUCACAUUUCCCAGUAAAGAAAGCAGUGGAGUUAGCCAGACUGGGGACAUGUAUGAGCAGUAUGUCCUUUCUGGCUAUAUUCAAAUGGAAAGUAUUAUUCCACAGUGGUCUCAGGAGAAGUGAAUGGACUCUAGGACUGGGUGCCUGUGUCCAUUAGAAAUACUGAAGGCCACAUCUCAGGAUCUGGGCAACAGGAUUGGCCCAAUGAAGGUGGAAGUAGGGUUAUUUUCUGUUUUGAGCAACUCAUAUAGUCAAAUGACCUCAAGAUGCCUGCACAUAGAGACCAAAACAAACAAACAAACAAACUAUAUUCAGCUCUUGAGUUCUCACUGUAUGCUGUGUCUUUAUCUGGGGGGGGGGGACUGCACAUUCCACCCCCUAAUUUUGCCAUCCUUAUCGUAAGGCACAUGCUCCAGGGGUUGGAAACUAGAACUGUACUUAUGAAAGUAAAGCAGAUGAUAAAAAUCAAUGUUUGAAUAAAUCAAAGCAAAAAAUGUCUCAAAAAGUAAGAU